AUGGAGUUACCAGAAGAGGGGGAAAUCUUAGCACACAAGAGGUUCACUGUAACAGAAAUGAGCUAUGAGAAGAUAAGGGUCAUAGGAGAGGGGACCUUUGGCCAAGUCAUUCUUGCAAGGAAGGGAAGGGCUAGAUAUGCACUGAAGAAGGUAACCAAAGAGAAAGAAGGAAUACCAGUGACAACAAUCCGGGAAAUUCAAGUCCUUCGAGCAAUGAGCCAUCCAAGCAUAAUAAGACUCAUGGAGAUGGUGGUUGAGCCUGGAGGAGAUGUCUACAUGGUGUUUCCGUACUUUCCAUAUGAUUUAAAUAGAUUCAUAAGAAACAACAGACUAGCACCCGAAGAGGUCAAGCAUAUAUUCCAUCAGAUUGCCAAAGGUGUGUGGUACAUUCACAACAAGGGGAUUAUGCACAGAGACCUAAAGAGUGCGAAUAUUCUUUUAGACCAUAAGCUGAAUGCCGCCAUUGCAGACUUUGGAAUGGCAAGAUAUGUGGCAAAGGCAGGCAUGCAUACCCCGGGAACAGUGACCUUAUGGUAUAGACCUCCAGAGAUCCUUCUAGGAUCUUAUAACUACACCUAUGCUGUGGAUAUCUGGUCAUUGGGCUGUAUAUUGACGGAAAUGUAUCUGGGAUACAUGAUAUUCCAGGGAAAUACAGAGAUUUCACAGCUGGAGAUGAUCAUACAUGCCUGUGGAUCCAUUAACGAGAAUAGCUAUCCAGGCGUGCAGAAUCUUCCCGGCUUCCGCAACUUCAGGCUUCCCCAAUCUCCCCGAAGGAUUGAAAAAAUCAUUGAAAGCCACGACGAGUCGGCAGUUCAGAUAAUCAGUAGGAUGCUCUGUCUUGACCCUUCAAACAGAAUAACUAUAGACCAAAUUGUUAAGGAUGAAUAUCUUAAAGACAGAUCCUGCAAGGAUGCCUCGAAUGCACCGCUUCGCAACUUCAAUCCCAAAGAAGACGAAUCUAGCCUCUGUAAAAGGAAAAACGACGAUUAA
Encephalitozoon intestinalis ATCC 50506 is the source of this 990-nucleotide messenger RNA. Its product is annotated as cyclin-dependent protein kinase 9-like protein kinase. The record is from RefSeq and is a predicted model, not a curated record. The transcript has a single exon. Bases 1 to 990 code for a protein of 329 amino acids. Lineage: Eukaryota; Fungi; Microsporidia; Unikaryonidae. Gene Ontology annotation, biological process: protein phosphorylation. Gene Ontology annotation, cellular component: nucleus. Gene Ontology annotation, molecular function: ATP binding; cyclin-dependent protein serine/threonine kinase activity.